Molecule: messenger RNA, 1500 nt
Organism: Harpegnathos saltator (Jerdon's jumping ant)
Lineage: Eukaryota; Metazoa; Arthropoda; Insecta; Hymenoptera; Formicidae
Exons: 6
Coding region: 406-1107 (233 amino acids)
Source: RefSeq, a predicted model, not a curated record
UCUCUAUUCGCGCUUCAAGCCUAGCGCUCGUUCCAGUUAGUAUAUAUCUCGGUGGAGAGGACCUAACUUUGUUCCGUUCCUCUAUUUACGGACCUUGGCGCAACAUCGCCAACCACGCGAGAUUUUAUCGCGCGCGUAAGCUGAGCUUGCCAACAGCUGGGAUCGAAAUGGCUCUUGCACCGCUCUUGCACCGCUCUCAUUGCACUUUCCGUACUCGGGUGUAAUUCGGGAACGAAAAAGAGAGAGGGAAGUGCUUUCUUUGUUUAUUCGCGCUUCAAAUGGAAGUUUAGGUAGAGACGCCGGGAAGGACAAAUUUUUGAUAUAUCGCUUUUGGACAUUAUACAUGACUUAAUAUUUUAUAAUAUCUCGUAUUUUGGUUCAAACCUUUCUUCUUUUUUUACAAACAUGUAUCUGAUAUACCGAUUGUUUAACAGCGUGAUAUUUGUAAUGAUAAAUGCGACCAUCGUGUUGUACGUCUGUCAGCGUUUUUUCCGAGCAUUGAGAGAACACUACCAGAUCAUGGCUGAAGCUGAGCGAUUUAAUACGAUCAUUUCCGAGUCACGUGCGACGCUUGCUUAUAUGACCUCGAAGGUAUCCGCGGGAAUGGAUCAGAUGAAAGAAGACAUCGCCAAAGAAUUGUCUAUUACCGAUCACUUGACAAAACUUAGCUCGAAAGUAGGUCUGUUGCUGCAACGUUACUCCGGAUUGGAAGAAGAAUUGAUCGAGCUCGUACGAAUGGACCACAACACGAAGAGCGUGAGGGUUGAGACGCCGGUUGACAUCAACGAGGAAGUGAGAAGUAUCCUCACGGCGGCAGGGGCAAAACAAGCACCUCCAUCGGAACAUCCGCGUGCGCCGAAGAAGCUGCGAAUAUCGACCGCCACUUCCGUGGCAACGAGGGAUCCUCCUCCGUCGCAGAAUACCAUCGCCAAGUUCAUCGCGUCGCAGUCGUACGACCUCUGCGAUCUCUCGUACGUAACGACGUUGGAGAGACAGGAGAGACCACGUACGCCCGUUUACCCGGAAGUGCAGCUGCUGAACGACUCUCGAGCUACAGCCAACGCGAAACCCAUUGGCUUCCGGCCAUCGUGGAAGUGCGAAGCUUAGACUGAUUCUCGAUAAGGGGAGAGCGCACAGCUUCUGUUAUUGUAUACGGAUACGUGCGGCUGAGGAAAUCUGCAACCGACUGCGUCGCAUGACUGUGACGCAGGGGAUCGCAGGCAGAGGGACCGCUGAUUCGCGAUGAACACUCGCGGAGGAUUAAGCUCUCGUUAAAUAACAGAAACUGGAGAAACGAAAAGAGGGCAAUUUUUACAAGAUGACAUUUGACGCGUUGGUUUGCGACUUAACCCUUUGAACCACAAAUUUUUCUAUGCAAUAAUAAUAAAGAAACUGAUUAUAUAUAUAGGGGUUUUCUGGGUCGCUGAUUGCGAAUCUGGAGUCAAAAUUUUAAAAUUCAAAAUGGCGAAUUCAAUAUGGCGAUUUCAAAUGGCUAACUUU